Molecule: messenger RNA, 6001 nt
Organism: Plectropomus leopardus (leopard coralgrouper)
Lineage: Eukaryota; Metazoa; Chordata; Actinopteri; Perciformes; Serranidae
Gene: nfatc3a
Product: nuclear factor of activated T cells 3a
Biological process (GO): regulation of transcription by RNA polymerase II; cytokine production; calcineurin-NFAT signaling cascade
Cellular component (GO): transcription regulator complex
Molecular function (GO): RNA polymerase II cis-regulatory region sequence-specific DNA binding; DNA-binding transcription factor activity, RNA polymerase II-specific; transcription factor binding
Source: RefSeq, a predicted model, not a curated record
AACAGAAGUUGAAGUUCGGCGUGGUGGCAGUCGGUAAAUGUUGUGACAUUUUAGGAGAGCAUAAAUUGCUCCAGCGGUCGACGGUCGAGUGGCGGGGUAGAACCCGAGCUGUCAAACCCGAUGACUACUGCAAACUGCCCCGGGAAUGAGGAGCUGGACUUCAGACUGAUUUUUGGAGAGGACGGGCAGCAGCAGCCGUUAGGCCCCGCAGAUCUGGAGCCUGACGACAACACGUCAUUCUACAUCCUAAAUGUGGGCCAGCCCCAGUCUAUGAUCACCAACCACCAGUCUAUUGGCUUGCCUCGUCAUGGCAUGCAGUCCCACUCCCAGAUCAUCAGCACUUCCCCACGCCUUCAUUCACACAAACCAGGAUCUGAGCCUCCGAGCUAUGAGGUACAAGACUCAAAGUUUGGCACCUCCCCUUUGCUGCCCUCUGCUCCUGUGGAGGCACCAAAGGCCUUUGAGUGCCCCAGUAUCCAGAUCACCUCCAUCUCCCCCAGCUGCCAGCAGGAGAUGGAUGCCAAUGAGGAGGAUCUGAGGGCCAACGGCCCUGAUGGGGACUAUCACGGUGAAAGGCCUCUGUCCAGAGACCACCUAUAUUUGCCUCUGGAUCACUCAUACCGGGACUCUUCUCUCAGCCCCAGCCCAUGCAGCAGCCUCUCCUCUAGGAGCUGGUUCUCUGAUGCCUCUUCCUGUGAAUCAUUCUCACAUGUCUAUGACGAUGUUGACUCAGAGCUAAAUGAAGCGGCUGCCCGGUUCACCCUGGGCUCCCCACUUACCUCCCCAGGCUGUGCCUCCCCUCAAACCAGUGGUGGGGUUUUGGAGGAGCAGCCCCAUUGGCAGCACCACCAUCCCGCCUUCGUGCACCACUCCCACUCUGUCAGCCUGUCACCCCGACAGUCGCCCUGUCACUCACCACGUACCAGUGUCACAGAUGAAAAUUGGCUCAGCCCGCGGCCACCCUCCAGGCCUUCCUCACGUCCCACCUCACCCUGUGGAAAGAGGCGCCACUCUAGCGCCGACAUCUGCUACCCCGGCUCAUUGUCUCCUCAUCACUCACCCACACCCACGCCAGGACCUUCACCUAGGGGCAGCGUGACAGAGGACACCUGGGUCGGCAGUCCUUCUGUAGGCAUGUCCCCCUUUCAGUGUUGCCCAUCUGAGGCAGACAUCCCAUCCAAGACAAGGAAGACCUCACAAGACAGAACGUCUAUGCAGACAGGGAAAGGGGAGCUGGGGCUAGAUGACCAAGGAAAUAUGUCUCCUAAUCUAGACUCUCCUUCAGACGAGGGCCUGCACGGCCUAAAGAAGGACGGGCCAGGGGAACAGUUUCUCUCAGUGCCCUCUCACUUCUCAUGGAAUAAACCCAAGCCCGGUCAUACGCCUAUAUUCAGGACCUCCUCGCUGCCUCCUCUGGAUUGGCCGCUGCCGAGCCAGUUUGGCCAGUAUGACCUGAAGAUAGAGGUGCAACCCAAAGCCCACCACCGAGCGCACUAUGAGACUGAGGGCAGUCGAGGAGCCGUUAAAGCAGCAUCCGGUGGCCACCCGAUCGUCAAGCUCAUUGGCUACAGUGAGAAGCCCAUCAACCUGCAGAUGUUCAUCGGGACAGCAGACGACCGGUACUUGAGGCCGCACGCCUUCUACCAGGUGCACAGGAUCACCGGGAAAACUGUAGCCACGGCAAGCCAAGAAAUUAUAGUCUCCAGCACCAAAGUUCUCGAAAUUCCUCUCCUGCCUGAAAACAACAUGUCAGCCAGUAUCGACUGUGCUGGCAUCCUUAAGCUGCGGAACUCAGACAUCGAGCUGCGGAAGGGGGAGACGGAUAUAGGAAGAAAGAACACACGGGUCCGCGUGGUGUUCCGAGUGCACAUCCCUCAACCCAACGGGAAGGUGCUGUCGCUGCAGGCUGCCUCUAUUCCUGUGGAGUGCUCCCAGCGUUCGGCUCAAGAGCUGCCCCAGGUUGAGAAAUCCAGCCUGACCAGCUGUCUGGUCAGCGGGGGAGAAGAGAUGGUCAUCAGCGGCUCCAACUUCUUCCCAGAGUCCAAGGUCAUCUUCCUGGAGAAAGGCCCCGAUGGACGACCACAAUGGGAAGUUGAGGCAAAAAUAAUUCGUGAGAAAAGUCAAGGAUCAUGCAUCGUGGUGGAGGUCCCUCCCUACCACAGUAAGACUGUGGGCUCAGCUGUGCAGGUGCAGUUUUAUGUCUGCAAUGGCAAGAGGAAAAGGAGCCAAUCGCAACGCUUCACUUACCUUUCAGUCAUGGUGAAACAGGAGCACAGAGAAGAGCUGGACCUUUCUGCAGUACCCCCUAUGCCCAUGCCCCUGGCACAUGCUGCCAGUCUGGUGCGCACCCAGCUGCCUUCUCCUGAGCAGGGCCACCCAUCGGACAACCUUCUGUCCAGCUCCCCCCACGGCCUGGCCACCGGCUCCGGACCUGGCCUGCUACCCCUGCAGGCCCCCUGCCCCUCCCUGGGCUCCCCGUCUUUCCAGCACCUGCCUCACCUCCAGGGUCGCAGCUUGCACCACCCCCCUGCAGACUGCCACAUGACGUUCCACCCAAGCUCUGCCCCUGCUCCUCUCCCUGCUCCUCCUCGGCCCUCCUACCAGCCUAUGCAGCACAGCCACAGUCACAGUCAUAGCCUGCCCUUCAACGGCCAGUCCAGCCUUCCCCCUCAGGGCUACGAGAGGAUGCCCUUCCAGCACAGCCCCAGUGCAGCGUCACACCCGAUGAGCAUGGGAAUGGUGUAUCCUUCCUCCCCUUGCUCCUCACCAUCAGCUCCCUCUUCUGCAACCACCAACCCCAUAGCUGGGUCUCCCCAGAGCCAGCAACCCCUGCUCGCCCCCUCAUCCCCUCACCUGCACACACUCGGAGGCUAUCACUGCUCCCCAAAUCACACCCAGGUACCCUCCCCUGGUGGCCACCCUCUAGUGGGGCAGCACUCCUCCCAGCUGCAGAGAGCUAUGGGUUACCACCCAGUAAGUCAAAGGUCAGCCUCCUGUCCCACACCAUCCAGUGCCCCUGCUCCAAGGAUGAUCCCCUCUCCCCACUCUGGGCCCUCCUCUCCUCAGCUCCACUCACUGCCCUACCAGUCUCCCACCUCAUCCUCCCCCACCUCGGGUGGCAGUCCUCUGGGGCCCAUGCAGCAGCAUUCAGGACAGCCUUCUCCCCAGGCUACAAGCCCAGUCAUGGCCAGCCUGUCCCCGGUGGCAGCAGGGCCUCUGGUUCACCCUCUAAGCCCGCAGGGGCCCUUCCCCUCGGAUGGAGAGAGGCUGAACAUCAAACAGGAGCCGGAGGAAAGGGAGCCCACCUUCCGCUCCAUUGGCCUACAGGACAUCACGCUGGACGAUGUGAAUGAAAUCAUCGGCAGAGACAUGUCCCAGUCCCCCAGCACUCAUGGUCCUCCAUCAGCACACAGCCAGUCAUAGCCCCGCCCACGCUCCGGCCCUGACGCAGCCCUCUGGGUAAUGAACCACCCGCUCCAGCUCUCAACCCCGCAACCCCCACCGCUUCGACACUGACCCCGGACCCUGGUUCUGGUCCAGAUGCUAAUCCUGUGUGUGAUGGGACUAGAGGGCAGGAAAAGACUGCGGUCAAAGAAAGAAUUCAGUGGACCUGCUGGACCACCAGCCUGACAAGAAGACACUCUCAUUUGUCUCUGAUUUUAUUUGAAACUAUUUCUCUUAUGUAGAGAUUUCGAAACAGAACUCACAGAUUACACAGGAAGGUGAGCAGGAGGAUGUGAUGGUAGGAGAAUAAGAUGCGACCCGUCCCUCUUCAUUAGGUGUGUGCCGGCCCUCUCAAAGCACCACUGUCUUCCUGAUCAAUCUGCUCUCUAAGAUUAUGGAGCGCCCACUUUUUGAACGACACCCUGUAGAGGAGACGAUACAACAGAGUGCCCUCUCACCAGCAUCGACCUACAUCAGCCAAGAUGUCUUCAGAAGAAUAAGAGAAACUAAGGAGGGCGCGCACAACCGGGAUUUAAAACUGUCCUGAAGGUUGUUUCAGUACUCUGAAGUGAAAAAAGUUAAUAGUUUAAUUGAUAAACAAAUAGUUGGGGUUCCUCUGAGUGAGCGUCACCUAAAAUUUGGCAUGAUUUGGAAAAAUAACACUUAAACGCUGGAGAUAAAAAGAUGAAAUAUAGGCUGUGAAAUUGGAUCAUCAAAUUCAAACCACCAUUAAUGGAUCAGUUUCAGUUAUCAGUUAAAAAAAAAAAAAGAAAAAGUCUUUGAAUAGAAAUUGAAUAUCUGGCUGAAUUUUCUAACCCGGUCCCAGUUUUUUGCUCUUGGGUUAGUGAUGACGACACCGUCCACUCCUUGUUUUUCUCCUUUUAGAUGAUAAAACCAUUCAGGUCUGGAGUGCAGGGGCCCGGCGGGGAGGACGAGCUCCUCUGGCGCUGGUCUGGGAUCUGCAACAUUCCACAACUUUUAGUAACCUUGCAGCCAUGUAGAUAUCUGUACAUGAACCCCCUUCUCUCGCUUUCUUUCUUUCUCCUACUUUCUCCUCUGUUUCAUCGUGUACGUCCUCCCUCUCCUUUAUUUCUUUAUCUUCUUCAAGUUGAACAAAUGCCUUAUUAACACUUAGCAGCUUUGAAUGGUAGCGAAAGCUUUUUUUUGUUGUUGUUUUUGUUGUUGUUGUCUUGCACAGCUGGCUUUGAGUGCAACUAGAAUAUUUCAGAUGUUUCAGAAACAUGAUUUCAUGAAUCCUGAUGAGGGGUGAGUGGCUUUCAGGACUGAGUGAGCCCUCUUGGCAAUCAACAUUCAAAGAUACUUUGAAGAUGCCCAUUAUUUCCACGUUACAGAAAAGUGUUUUUAUAAAUCCACAGAGACGGACAUGUCUGCCUCUGACAUUUCUCCUAAUGCAAUGAUUCCCCAAAUCUCCCAGGGGCCCUUGUGUGCCUUUGAAUUCCUAGCAGCAACCGGACCUGUGAUGGUGUGACAUAAAAUGGGAAAUGGUCUGACAAAAACGUUUUGAAAGUAUUUUAUACAUAAAGAUGAUUAUAUAUUGCAUUUAUUGUAUUGUUCCCCUCUUUUUGAUGAACAAGGUGAAAAUCCCAAAGUCUAGAGAUCAACAUCUAGAUGCACUUCCCCAGUUUCAACAAUCAAUGUUUGCUGGUCACAAUCAAACGCUUCUCCUGAACGGUGUCUACUGGCCAUGAUGUUUUCAUAGUACUUAACUCUGACAGAUAUGCAGUGCCUGUACGGCAGCAAUAAUACAAUCUCAAGAAAAGAGUGUCUUCAGGCAGGUCUCAGGCGAGGACAGACGGAUUUCCUUUUUUUUUUUUUUUUUUUGCCUUAAGCUUGACAAUGACACUCCUGAAAUGUGAGAGCUGAGGAGUGUUGCUUAUAACAGUUUGAAGUCACUUUCCAGGUGAAAAUGAUUCUGCUAUGCAUUACAGUUCUGCCUAAUGCCUUUAAAAACAAGGAGUAAAAAAAAAAAAAAAAAAAAAAAAAAAAACCUUGCUGCCUAUAUAUAUAGACUGUAGACUUGUUGUAGAUGCUUGAUUGAUUGUGUUUAGCAUCCCGGAGUUGUCCAUCAGCCAAUCUGCCUUGUUAAGGACGCAGUGCAAGCAUCUGAAUAGAUUCAGUCGUGUGUGUGUGUGUGUGUGUGUGUGUGUGUGUGUGUGUGGGCGCGCAGGUGUGUGUGUGUGAAUGGAUGGUUGGUGUUUGUACCAAAUAUGCUGUACAGAAGACAGGAAUUUUGAGAGUCCUAUUUUUUAACAACAGAAGCACACACGUAUUUAGGCUAUGCAAACUAUAACAGCAGCAAAUGUGAGAUAUGACAUUAAAAUAAAAAACGAGAUUAUAAACUAUUUGUAAUGUUGCUUUUGAAUUUCACAGAGCGGAAAGGAAAAUAAAAAAAACAUUCAGAUAGUGAGAGUAUCAUGUCACUAUGUAAACUAUUAGGAUGCCUUAACUCUUGUUUGAAAACCAGUUUUUCAGUGUGUCUGUAUGCUGUUCUGGGUUGAUUUUUUUUUUCCAUGACUGAGACAUAAGUCGUAACAAU